AUGGAAGUAUAUGUGGAUGAUAUGAUUGUUAAGUCCGCCAAGUCCGGUGACCACGACGAUGAUCUCAAGGAAGCAUUUGCUCAACUAAGAAAAUAUCGAAUGAAGUUAAAUCCCGAGAAAUGUUCAUUUGGGAUUCAAGGGGUAAAGUUUUUGGGAUUCAUGAUAACAUCAAGGGGGAUUGAAGUGAACCCAGAUAAAGGCAGGGCGAUCUUGGAAAUGAAAAGCCCAACAAAUGUCAAGGAAGUACAACGAUUAACAGGACGCAUGGCUGCCUUAGCACGUUUCUUGCCAAUGGCGGGCGACAAAGCAACUCCGUUCUUCACUUGUUUGAAAAAGAACUCGAAGUUUCAAUGGACCGAGGCAUGUGAACAAGCUUUUACUAAAUUGAAAGAAUCAUUAGCAACGUUACCGGUACUAUCCAAGCCCACACCAGUCGUUCCUUUGACGCUCUACUUGGCAGUCACGGAUAGGGCGGUCAGUACGGUGUUGCUUCAGGAAGAAGGGAAAAAGCAGAAGGUAAAAGGCGAGUAUCAAGUGAAGGAUCCACAACUUUCUAAAUACCUGGAAGUGGUACAUAGAUUAAUGAUGGAGAUAGAGAAGAUCAGGAUAGAACAUGUUCCAAGAAGUCAAAAUGAAAGGGCUGACGUGCUAGCAAAAUUGGCCAGUACGGGGCGAUUGGGCAAUUAUCAAACAGUCAUCCAGGAAACCCUUCCUCGCCCCAGUAUUGACUUGGUGGAAGUUAAGUUAAAAGAAGUGAAGUCAGUGAUUGAAGGCGAGCCUUCGUGGAUGGAGUCAAUCAAGACUUUCCUAAAAAAUCCUCCAAAGGAUGAUGAUCUGAACACAAAGGAAAAGCGUAGGGAGGCUAGUUUUUACACGCUGGUAGACGGUGAGCUAUAUCGCCGGGGAAUUAUGUCUCCUGUGCUCAAAUGUGUUGACACAAGAGAUGCCCUGGGAAUCAUGACGGAGGUUCACGAAGGAGUAUGCUCUAGUCACAUAGGUGGGCGAUCAUUGGCAGUAAAGAAGCGGAAGCAGUGGCGACUAUUACAGCCGCCAAAGUCAGGAACUUUCUAUGGCGACGAAUAG
Molecule: messenger RNA, 1083 nt
Organism: Lotus japonicus
Lineage: Eukaryota; Viridiplantae; Streptophyta; Magnoliopsida; Fabales; Fabaceae
Exons: 3
Coding region: 1-1083 (360 amino acids)
Molecular function (GO): nucleic acid binding
Source: RefSeq, a predicted model, not a curated record